AUGGUGGCUUUGGACCAGAAGCAGCCAGAUAUUGCCUGCUGGAAAGGAAGGGCCCUGCACAGCUGUACAGGGCCCACUGUGGUGGAGGUAGAAGAGUGUUCCUCCCAGCAGGCUUCAGGGCAGGCCACAGCAGGCCCUACGAUCCACAGAGACAUGGAGAAGGAGAGUUCAGGGUACAGUGAGGCCCCAGAGAAGCUGGUCCUGUCCUUCUCCAUUGAUGCUAUCCUGAAGAGGCCCACAGAGAGAAGAAAUAUACCAAGACCACAAAGCAUAGGUGGAGAGGACGCUAGGCAGACAGCAACCCCAGGUUCCAAGCUAGAGAGGCUCCCACAGGAUCAGCCCCUAGAAGAAAAAAAGAACAAGCGGAGAGUUCGCACUACCUUCACCACAGAGCAGCUACAGGAACUGGAGAAACUCUUCCACUUCACCCACUACCCCGACAUCCAUGUCCGGACCCAGCUGGCUUCCAGGAUCAACCUGCCCGAAGCUCGAGUACAGAUCUGGUUCCAGAAUCAGCGAGCCAAGUGGAGGAAGCAGGAGAAGACUGGAAGCCUCAGUGCAUUGCAGCAGGCUGGUGAAGCCAGCUUGACCCUGCCCUCAAACAUGGACAUGGCUGGUCCUGUGCUGACACCCAAUGCUCUGCCAAUGUUGGUGCCUCCCACAGGGUGCUACCCACUGUCUCAGCCUCAGCUCACUUCAAACUGGUUCCCUGCCCAGAUCACCCUUGUCCCAUGGCACCCAUGGGAUCUGCAGCCCUUGCCUGGCUCUCUCACUCAGCAGCCUUGUGUCCCUUCCCUCGCCCUGCCACCUCCACACCCCAAGUGGGGCAGCAUCUGUGCCACUUCAACACAGGGACUGGUUGCUUUCUUCCCAAGCAAGCUACUCUCCUCUCCCAGUGAUAGCAGGCAGGCUUGGACCUCAGAGAAAAUCACUCCACGAUCCAUCAAUGGCACACAGCCCAGGAAGCUACCCAGAACUUUGCCACUGAAGACGGCACUGGUGUGA
Molecule: messenger RNA, 1005 nt
Organism: Onychomys torridus (southern grasshopper mouse)
Lineage: Eukaryota; Metazoa; Chordata; Mammalia; Rodentia; Cricetidae
Gene: Isx
Product: intestine specific homeobox
Exons: 5
Coding region: 1-1005 (334 amino acids)
Biological process (GO): regulation of transcription by RNA polymerase II
Molecular function (GO): DNA-binding transcription factor activity, RNA polymerase II-specific; RNA polymerase II transcription regulatory region sequence-specific DNA binding
Source: RefSeq, a predicted model, not a curated record